Messenger RNA from Rubroshorea leprosula, 699 nucleotides. The record is from the annotation of a GenBank genome assembly. Lineage: Eukaryota; Viridiplantae; Streptophyta; Magnoliopsida; Malvales; Dipterocarpaceae.
CCCCAAACUCUUUACCAGCAAGCUUCCACAAUAGCAAUUGACACAGCGUUGGCGUCAGCAGCAAACAUAUUGGCUCAUACUCGUUUACCUAGGUGGGUAAGGUGGUUUCCAUCUGAUUUUCCCUUCCUUAAAUUGAAUACAGAUGGGGCGAUGAACCAUUCCUCUGGAAGAGCCAGUGCUAGUAUCUGUGAUCAUGGAGGACGGUGGCUGCAUGGUUUUGCCAUCAACAUUGGACCACAAUCUAGUUUCAUGGCAGAGCUUUGGGGUUGCCGCACGGGCCUUCAGUUAGCCUCUGAUCUCAGAAUUUCUCAUUUGGUCCUUAAGAUGGACUCUCUUUUAGCAGCACAGAUGAUACAAGCGAGGAAAGCUGGAGAUGGCUUAGCUUCUGUGCUACUGUCAGACAUUUUCCAUCUAUUAAACUCCUUCAAGGUUUGCACAGUCCAACACACUUUAAGGGAAGGGAAUUCGGCAACAGAUUUUAUGGCCUCCAUUGGCCAGAAUCUUACUCAAGGCACCACAUUCUUUCCAAAUCCACCAGUGGGUAUUGGGAGCAUUCUCCAUGGAGACAGUAUAGGAACUUUGUUCCUUAUGACUUAGCUUUAUUUAGCUUCUUAUGUAUCAAAAAAAUAAUAAUAAACUCACUUUGAAAAAGACAAAAACAACAUAUUCUUAAAGUAGGAAUGAAAGUGCUUUGAUUUU